Molecule: messenger RNA, 980 nt
Organism: Syngnathus acus (greater pipefish)
Lineage: Eukaryota; Metazoa; Chordata; Actinopteri; Syngnathiformes; Syngnathidae
Gene: ptn
Product: pleiotrophin
Exons: 5
Coding region: 153-644 (163 amino acids)
Molecular function (GO): growth factor activity
Source: RefSeq, a predicted model, not a curated record
CACGCUAUGCUCAACCCACAAAGAGAAGGAAGGCGUAGUGGCAAAGCAAGCAGGGCAAAGCAGGACAGUGGAUUCUGAUGAAAAGAGCUUAGAGGACCAAACACUUUUCUCCUGACCGUGCCGAUACACAACAAGCAGACCUCGGGUUCAAGAUGCACGGGCAGAAGCAGUGGAGCGCGCGAGCCGCCGUCAUGGCCCUGCUGGUGCUUACCGCCAUGGCGGCCGAAGGAGGCAAAUCCGAUAAACAAGCAGGCAAGAAGGAGCGCAAGUCGGACUGCGGCGAGUGGCAGUGGAGCGUCUGCGUGGCUAACGAGGGCGACUGCGGCCUGGGCACCCGGGAGGGGACGCGCACCGGUACCGACUGCAAGCAGACCAUCAAGACACAGCGCUGCAAGAUCCCCUGCAAUUGGAAGAAGAAGUUCGGAGGGGAGUGCAAGUACGACUUCCAGGCGUGGGGGAAGUGCGACCUGAGCACGGGCAAGAAGAACAGGACGGGCGUGCUGAAGAGGGCGCUGAUGGACGCCACCUGCGCCCCCACCGUCACGGCCACCAAGCCCUGCGAGAAAGUUCCCAAGGCCAAGUUGCAAGAUGCCAAGAAGCAGAAGAAAGAAGGCAAGAAGCGAGAGCGCGGCCAAAUGGACUGAUGAAGAUGAGGAAGACGCAGUGGCUGAAGAUGAAGAUGAGGGCGAUGAUGUCGGCGACGUCCUGUAGCGGGAGAACGCCCGUGGAAACAAGACCCGUAGUGUUUAUAAUUAGUGUUAUCUAGAAACAAAGACUAGCAGAAUUUAAUCACCUAAUCAGCACCGAUCCACUGGAAUAUUUUAUCCUUCUUUUUGCUGCUUUUUAUUUGUCGAUACCUCAAUUUACCCGCCCCCCCCCCCAUUUAAUCCUGUUAAUCCUCAUUUGUGUUAACAUCCUUCCCAGCCCAAACCCCGCUUCCUUUGUUUUCCCAGAAUGCAAAAUAAAGGAAUAAAAGAUGA